Messenger RNA from Apodemus sylvaticus (European woodmouse), 3152 nucleotides. It is a transcript of the gene Rps6ka4, whose product is annotated as ribosomal protein S6 kinase A4. The transcript has 17 exons. The record is from RefSeq and is a predicted model, not a curated record. Bases 96 to 2417 code for a protein of 773 amino acids. Gene Ontology annotation, biological process: regulation of DNA-templated transcription; intracellular signal transduction; protein phosphorylation. Lineage: Eukaryota; Metazoa; Chordata; Mammalia; Rodentia; Muridae. Gene Ontology annotation, molecular function: protein serine/threonine kinase activity; ATP binding; magnesium ion binding.
AGGCGGCACCAGGAAGCACCCGCCCCGGCCGGAGCCGCCAUGUAACCGGCGCCGCCCGGAGCCCCAGCCGCGCGGGCCCCAGCGACCCGCCCGCCAUGGGAGACGAGGAUGAGGACGAGGGCUGCGCCGUGGAGCUGCAGAUCACCGAAGCCAACCUGACCGGGCAUGAGGAGAAGGUGAGCGUGGAGAACUUCGCGCUGCUCAAGGUGCUGGGCACGGGAGCCUACGGGAAGGUGUUCCUGGUGCGGAAGGCGGGUGGGCACGAUGCGGGCAAGCUCUAUGCCAUGAAGGUGCUACGCAAGGCGGCGUUGGUGCAGCGCGCCAAGACGCAGGAGCAUACCCGCACCGAACGCUCCGUGCUGGAGCUGGUGCGCCAGGCACCCUUCCUGGUCACACUGCACUACGCCUUCCAGACGGAUGCCAAGCUGCACCUCAUCCUGGACUACGUGAGUGGUGGGGAGAUGUUCACUCACCUCUACCAGCGCCAGUACUUCAAGGAGGCUGAAGUGCGGGUGUACGGGGGAGAGAUUGUGCUGGCCUUGGAACACCUGCACAAGCUGGGCAUCAUCUACCGGGACCUGAAGCUGGAGAACGUCUUACUCGACUCGGAAGGUCACAUUGUCCUCACAGACUUUGGGCUGAGCAAGGAGUUCCUGACGGAGGAGAAAGAGCGGACCUUCUCCUUCUGUGGCACAAUAGAGUACAUGGCACCCGAAAUCAUCCGAAGCAAGGCUGGCCAUGGCAAGGCUGUGGACUGGUGGAGCCUGGGUAUCCUGCUCUUCGAGCUGCUGACAGGGGCCUCACCCUUCACACUGGAGGGCGAGAAGAACACUCAGGCCGAGGUGUCUCGACGGAUCUUGAAGUGCUCCCCUCCCUUCCCCCUCCGGAUUGGGCCUGUGGCACAGGACCUGCUACAGCGGCUGCUGUGCAAGGACCCUAAGAAGAGGUUGGGCGCAGGUCCCCAGGGUGCACAGGAAGUCAAGAGUCACCCCUUUUUCCAGGGUCUGGAUUGGGUAGCUCUGGCUGCCAGAAAGAUCCCAGCCCCAUUCCGGCCCCAGAUCCGCUCAGAGCUGGACGUGGGGAAUUUUGCAGAGGAGUUCACUCGGCUGGAGCCUGUCUACUCGCCUGCUGGCAGCCCUCCACCCGGGGACCCUCGCAUCUUUCAGGGAUACUCCUUCGUGGCUCCAUCCAUCCUCUUUGACCAUAACAACGCAGUGAUGGCUGACGUGCUGGAGGCGUCUGGUGCUGGAUGCAGGCCCGGCAGGGCGGCAGUUGCCAGGAGCGCCAUGAUGCAGGACUCGCCUUUCUUCCAGCAGUAUGAGCUGGACCUUCGCGAGCCAGCGCUGGGGCAGGGCAGCUUCUCUGUGUGUCGGAGAUGUCGCCAGCGCCAGAGCGGCCAGGAAUUUGCUGUCAAGAUCCUCAGCCGCAGGCUGGAGGAGAACACGCAGCGAGAGGUGGCUGCCCUUCGCCUGUGCCAGUCACACCCCAACGUGGUGAACCUGCAUGAGGUGCUUCAUGACCAGUUACACACUUACCUGGUCCUGGAGUUGCUGCGGGGCGGGGAGCUGCUGGAGCACAUCCGCAAGAAGCGGCUCUUCAGUGAGUCUGAGGCCAGCCAGAUCCUUCGGAGCUUGGUGUCGGCAGUGAGCUUCAUGCACGAGGAGGCGGGCGUGGUGCACCGCGACCUGAAACCCGAGAACAUCCUGUACGCAGACGACACUCCCGGGGCCCCGGUGAAGAUCAUCGACUUCGGGUUCGCGAGACUGCGGCCUCAGAGCCCCGCGGGACCCAUGCAGACACCUUGCUUCACCCUGCAGUACGCUGCACCCGAGCUGCUGGCACAACAGGGCUACGACGAGUCCUGCGAUCUUUGGAGUCUGGGUGUCAUUCUGUACAUGAUGCUGUCUGGCCAGGUUCCCUUCCAAGGGGCCUCCGGCCAGGGCGGACAGAGCCAGGCAGCUGAGAUCAUGUGCAAGAUCCGUGAAGGGCGCUUCUCACUGGACGGGGAAGCCUGGCAAGGUGUGUCGGAGGAAGCCAAGGAGCUGGUCCGAGGACUCCUGACAGUGGACCCCGCCAAACGGCUGAAGCUGGAGGGGCUGCGUAGCAGCUCGUGGCUUCAGGACGGCAGCGCGCGCUCCUCGCCCCCGCUCCGCACGCCGGAUGUGCUGGAGUCCUCUGGGCCAGCGGUGCGCUCCGGGCUCAAUGCCACUUUCAUGGCGUUCAACCGAGGCAAGCGCGAGGGCUUCUUUCUGAAGAGUGUGGAGAAUGCGCCUCUGGCCAAGAGGCGCAAGCAGAAGCUCCGAAGCGCGGCCGCCUCCCGCCGCGGCUCCCCAGUGCCUGCCUCCCCCGGUCGUCUACCAGCCUCUGCCGCCAAGGGGACAACUCGCCGAGCCAAUGGCCCCUUGUCCCCUUCCUAGCUCCCGCCACUGUGACCCCCUUCCCUUUAGGAGCUCUGACCCGGGAGCCUGGUGCUGCCACCAGACUUUUGCCAGCGGCUCCCACUCUGAGACCCAGGAAUUGCCCUCCCCUCCACACCCACUUCCAGACAGAGCAGAAGUAUUUUUAUAAGCAGAGAUUUUUUAAAAAAUGUCUUACCAGAUAAGAGUUGGGGACACAGGGAAGCAACUGUUGUGAGCAAAGUGGGGCUUGGGGCUCCCCCCCCCCCCCACUCUGGAUGCUGCCUCACCAGGAGAGAGAAGGCCCCUUCCAGGGGCAACUCUGCCAAGAAAGGGCAUCCUAUCCUGUCCCUAAGUACGCAGUUGCCAUGGCGAAGAAAUCAGGAGCCCCUAUCCUGUGCUUCCCUGGGACUUUGCCCCUCGGAGGGGACACCCAUCAAUGUCACUUUAUGGACCGCGUGCAAUGAUGUCCACCAAAGACCUGUGUUGGGAAUGAGAGAGAGACCCUGGGGGACCUCUGGAGCAUUUCUGAGAUACAUCACUUUUAUGUCACCGGCUUCUCCCCUAGUGGGGCUGAGGAAGGAGGCGGGUGCUCUCCCAGGGGAGCCCCUUUCUCACUCACCCAUUCCUCAUGGGCACAGCUGCUUCUAGCUGCAGGUGGAGCCUUGGGGUUCUGGGCCCGGCAUCCACAGUCACUGCCCCAGCCCCUCUAGGCUGUGCCUUUGACUUUAAAAUAAAAUUCCAUCCAGUGCUGCA